CCUGGAGGCUACCUUGGGCUUAUUUAGUUUGGUUUCUCCUGAUGGGUUCAUUACAUACUGGUGCUAAGAGAAAUCCACUUCAUAACAUUUGAGUGAUUUUCGUGCAUGCACGAAAGACGGCGCCUUUGUUUUGAUUGACACAAGCAUUGAGUGCCGUAUUCAAAUAGCGCUUAGUGCAAGCAUUCUGUGGAUAACCCAAAUCUACUCUUGGUUCCACAGAUCUCCAAGGAAAGUUUCAGAAGCUAAGAGGAUCAUUGAAAGAUAAAGCACUAUUGAUAUGAAAUUUCCCAUCUCAAAUUUCAUUUCCGAAUGCCAUCGUGAUUAGUAAUUUGCCACGCUUCCUCAGUUGAUAAAGCACUGCCGUUGAAGUAGAAAUAAUCUAAAUAUGGACGUCGUGCAAACGAGAUCGGAGACGGAGGACAGCGAAGAAUCAAAUUCUGAAAACCCCGAGAUGGAGUUAACAGCUCUUAACACAAUGGGGAACCGGGACGAAGAGUACUAUAGUAAACUGAAAAGCAGAGCGAGCGACCAUACAUUCAAAAUCAUGUGUGUUGGGGAUUAUACAGGCUUCGGGAAAAAAGGAGGUUUCCUAUCUGACUAUAUUCACAACAGACCAUUGAGCUUCUACCAGAAGCCUACUAUAGGGGUGGAUUUCUAUGUACACUUUAUAGAAUGGAGAGAAACAGACAAAAAGAAGGACUCCACGGUGAAAUUGCAAUUCUGGGAUGUUGCCGAGCACGAGCGCUUUCUAAAGAUGACUGCUGUGUAUUGUCGAAAUUGCUCCGGAGCGCUAGUGUUUUGGGGCCCUAAGAGCCCUUCGCGACUCAGCAGUGCGUUGAAAUGGAGCGAGAAAGUGAAAGAAGCGAACUCUGGUAGCGUGCCUAUGGUGUUAGUAGUGGAAAAUAUACCUCCCUCCAAGCGUGGGAAACCGAUGGAAUGGAUUGGGAAAGGAAAGACUGCAGAAAGCAAGGAAGUUAUGGACCGUUUUUGCGCAAAACAUGGAUUCGCCGGCUGGUUUGAAUUAAAUUCAAGAUAUGGAUUGGGAUACACAGGGGUUAUGGAACAGGCAGUAGAUUGUUUGGUGCAAGAAAUAUUCAAACGGAAGCUUAAUUCGUAAUGAGCCAAAACGACGCCAAACCAGCUUCCGGUUUGAACCAAUCGUGACUUCCGGUUUGAGCUCUUUGUUUUAAAAGUAUCCCGGACAAAUAUAACUUUAAUAUAAAAGAGAAAUAAUGUUAGGUUUUACCUAGACAACUAUUCCAAGGUUGUCAGAUUUUUUUCGUUCCUCGUCAUUACAACAUCUGGGUUAACUUUAUAACGUUCAAAAGGUUAUUGAAUGGAAUGAUUGUCUGACGGUAAUUAUGUCAAGCUCUGUGUUUCUAUUUCCUUCCGCGGAUGACGGUUCAAACCCAUGAUGCAGACAUGUCAAAAGAAUCUCAAAUACAGAAGAAUAACUUAAAACAAAAUUCUAUAAUGAAGAAAAAAAAUGAUUUAAAAAAGCUACUUCUAGCUAUAAUAUAAUGCUCAUUAAAUUACUAUUUAUUUGCUCCUCA
Molecule: messenger RNA, 1553 nt
Organism: Nematostella vectensis (starlet sea anemone)
Lineage: Eukaryota; Metazoa; Cnidaria; Anthozoa; Actiniaria; Edwardsiidae
Product: ras-related protein Rab-38
Exons: 1
Coding region: 386-1117 (243 amino acids)
Source: RefSeq, a predicted model, not a curated record